GUAGAUACUCUGUGGUAGUGAGGAUAUCUAUGGUGUGUUUGAGAGCUGACAGCGUGCUUCUGUUUUCGUGCUUCUAAUGGUUAUAUUUAUCAGAAGUGAACGGUGAUCAUCAUGAGGAACCUGAAGCUGCUGAAGUGUCUGAGCUCUGUGGAGCUGCAGAGUCCAGGUUCUCCUCAGUGUUUCUCUGUUAGGACAGAUACUGGCUCUCUGCUGAUCUCCUCUCAGUUCUCCAUCACUGAAUAUGAUCCCCCUACAGGACAGGUGUUGAACGAGGUCUCUCUGACAUCUGAAGACUAUCUGCCAGAAGAUGGUCAGGGUGUUGUAGUCGGUAUUCAGGACCUGCCAGAUCAGGAAUCCGUCUGUGUGGCCACUUCACGUGGUGAUGUUGUUUUGUACAACCUGAGCACUAAUCAGUUGGAGUGUGUUGGUACAGUGGACAGUGGUCUGACUGCUAUGAGCUGGAGUCCAGACCAAGAGGUGGUGGUGUUUUGCACAGGCCAGGAGACAAUUAUCCUGAUGACCAAAGACUUUGAGCCUAUAACCGAGGUGGACAUUCACCAGAAUGAGUUUGGAGAAGGAAAAUUCAUCACAGUUGGAUGGGGGAAGAAGGAGACUCAGUUCCAUGGCUCGGAAGGAAAGCAGGCUGCUCAGAAGAAGGCUGCAGAAGUGCAGCCCGCUGUGCCAUGGGAUGAUCGCAGGCCAAGGAUUACAUGGCGAGGUGAUGGACAGCUGUUUGCUGUCAGUGCCAUCUGCCCUCAGACUGGGGCCAGAAAAGUCAGAGUGUGGAACCGAGAAUGCGUUCUGCAGGCUACCAGUGAGGCUGUCAAUGGCCUUGAACAGCCUCUUUGCUGGAAACCCUCAGGAAGCCUAAUAGCCUCUAGUCAACGGCACCCUAACAAACACAGUGUUGUGUUUAUGGAGAAGAAUGGAUUGCUUCAUGGAGAUUUCACUCUGCCCUUUGCAAAGGAGAAGGCCAGGGUGAAGGAGUUGCUUUGGAACAGUGACUCCUCAGUGCUGGCUGUCUGGCUUGAAGACAUGAACCCAGGAGAGGAUGGGAAACGCAACACGUACAUUCAGCUGUGGACAGUUGGGAAUUACCACUGGUACCUAAAGCAGAGCCUACAUUUUGGAAAUGAUCCCUUGAAGGCCCCAGCUUGUUUGUGUUGGGACCCAGAAAAGCCCUUACGCCUGCACCUGCUGACUCGAGCCUGGGCCAGCUACACUUAUGACUGGGGCUGGUGCACAGACCGCAGCCCUGGAGAUGAUUCUCAGGACAAUGCCAAUGUGGCAGUGAUUGAUGGAGAUAAAGUUUUAGUGACUACGUUUCGUCAGUGUGUCGUUCCUCCGCCCAUGUGUUCCUAUGAGCUGCAGCUUCCUGCUGCUGUCAACAUGGUCACCUUCCACUCUCAGCCUCAGAGGACCAAUGAGCUUGCUGCAUUAACAGCUGAUAGUUGUCUACAUAUCUACGGCCGAGGCACUGAAGAUGCAGCUGGAAAUGGUAAAGGAGCACCUGGAUUUCGAGUUGUCUCCAAGCCAUCUGUCUUACAAAAGACAUACAGUGUUGCAGUAGACCAGGAGGGGGUGCUGGCCAUGCGUUUGUUGCUGUGGCUGAAGGAGGAUGUGUUUGUGGCGGUGGCAGGUGGAGAUGGACUAAACCAGUCAAGCCUGCUCUUCCUUAAACCAGCUGAGACUGAGGGCUCAGAUAACAGACUGGAGAUCAGGUCAAAAGUCGAGGUGGAAGGCCAUGUGAUCAGUCUGUGCCACAGUCCUAAAAGUGACACGCUGGCUCUGCAGCUGGAGGAUGGUCAGAUUAGGAGAGUGCACUGUGACUCCACAGAGGUGACUGUAUCAGAGUGGAAGGAUUCUACUGGGUACACUGUAAACUUUCCCCUACCUUGUGUACAUACUGCACUGUGCACCAUCAAUGGACAGGAGCAUGUAGUAGGUCUUACUGAACGUUACCACCUCUAUAUUGGUGACUCUGAGGUGGCCUCAAACGUUUCCUCGUUUGUGGUCUAUGAUGAGUUCCUACUGCUCACCACACAUGCUCACACCUGCCGCUGUCUCCACCUGGCCACAAUGUCCCUCAAAGAUCUAAAAGCUGCUCUGAGUUCAGAAGCUACUCAGAAUGAUGAGAGCACACGCCGGGUAGAGAGAGGCUCUCGCAUCGUUACCGUGGUUCCACAGGACACCAGGCUCAUCCUGCAGAUGCCCCGAGGGAACCUAGAGACCAUCCAUCAUCGAGCACUUGUGCUGGCUCAACUCAGGAAGUGGCUUGAUGAUCUGAAAUUUAGAGAUGCCUUUGAGUGCAUGAGGAAGCUGCGCAUCAACCUCAACCUCAUCUACGACCACAAUCCCAAAGUGUUCUUGGAAAAUGUAGAGACGUUUCUGAACCAGAUUGAUUCCAUCAACAACGUCAACCUUUUCCUUACAGAGCUCAAAGAGGAUGAUACCACCAAGACAAUGUACCCAAAUCCAGCAAGUGCUGCAUGCCAGUCAGCUUCAGCAAGUGGAGCAGAUGGGAAGAAGAAAGUGGACACUAUCUGUGAUGCUCUGCGGUCAGCUAUGGAAACCCUUGAUCCACUGAAAUUUUGUUUGUGUAUUUUAACAUCACAUGUGAGGAAGACCACACCAGAACUGGAAAUAGCUCUACAGAAAGUCCAUGAAUUACGUGUGAAUCCACCGAGUGAGAAGAAUGCUGUGAGUGCUGAAGAGGCCCUGAAGUAUCUCUUGUUCUUGGUCAAUGUGAAUGAGUUGUAUGAACACUCUCUGGGAACUUACGAUUUUGAUUUGGUGCUUAUGGUAGCAGAGAAGUCACAGAAGGACCCCAAAGAGUACCUUCCCUUUCUGAAUAUGCUAAAAACCCUGGAGCCUAAUUACCAGCGCUACACCAUCGACAAACACCUGAAGAGAUACAAGAAAGCCUUGCAUCACCUCAGCAAGUGUGGUGAGGAACACUUCACUGAGGUAGUAAACCUGGUGAAGGAUCAAAGGCUGUACACUGAAGCUCUGCAGCUCUACCCUGCAGAAAGCCAGCAAUACAAGAUGCUGAGUGUGGCCUAUGCAGAGCACCUUGUAGAGCAGCAGCAGGCUGAGCAGGCGGGGCUGUUGCUGUGGCGCUGUGGAGAGAUGCCCCGGGCCCUGCAGGCUUUCGUCAGCUGCAUAAGCUGGAGACAUGCCCUCGCUGUGGCAGUACACAUCCCUCUGCCACCUGAACAGCUGGCACAGCUUGCCAGAGACCUGGCAGAGAAGCUUAUUGAAGUGAGGCGACAUGCGGAGGCUGCUGUGCUGUUGGAACAGUAUGCUAAGGACUGUGAGGAGGCGAUCUCUGCUCUGAUAGAAGGAGCUGCAUGGGAGGAAGCCCUCAGGCUAAUUUACCUUUACAGCAGACAGGACAUAGCUGAAACUCAUCUGAAGCCUGCCCUUUUAGAAGCUCACAGUAAUCAGUUGACCUUUCUGGAGUCUCAGAAGACACUUUUCACACGUCACAAGAACCGCCUGGUCGUGGUGCGAGAGCAGAAGGAGAAGGCUAGAUUGGAGCUCCUUGAUGAGGAUGGGCCUGACUGUGCAGAUGCUGAGCUUUAUUCGGAGGCCAGCAGUGUUCUCACCGGCAGCCGCAUUGGAUCAAAAUACUCAAAAAGCAACUCCCGCAUCUCUGCGAGAUCUUCUAAGAACCGCAGGAAAGCAGAAGGAAAGAAGCACAGCUUGAAGGAGGGAAGUCCCUUCGAGGAUAUCGCUCUUCUCCAUGCCCUCAGUCAGAUCAUCCAUGUGGUUGACAAGAUGAGGGAGGAAAUCCACAGUCUUCUGAAAGCUCUGGUGCUGUUUCAGUUUGACACACUGGCCAGCAGUCUACAGACAAACUACAGUGAGCUGCUCCAGCUUAUAGAAAAGGGCAUCCCAGAAAUCUGGCAGGAGGGUCUUCAACAGGGCCAGACACCAAUCACAGGCCCUAACUCUACCGCCAACAGUAUCAUGGCUUCUUUCCAGCAACCCAGGCCGUCUGCAGUGCCUCAGCAAGAUGCUGAAAUCCUCAUACGACCCAAAAUGCGACAGUCUGUCAAAUGGAAACUCUGCAUGUUAAAGUAAAUUGUGUUUAGGUUAAAAUAUAUUUUACAUUGUAUCAUUAAAGAAUAUUCUGGA
Molecule: messenger RNA, 4140 nt
Organism: Astyanax mexicanus (Mexican tetra)
Lineage: Eukaryota; Metazoa; Chordata; Actinopteri; Characiformes; Acestrorhamphidae
Gene: elp1
Product: elongator acetyltransferase complex subunit 1
Exons: 37
Coding region: 112-4086 (1324 amino acids)
Biological process (GO): tRNA wobble base 5-methoxycarbonylmethyl-2-thiouridinylation
Cellular component (GO): cytosol; elongator holoenzyme complex
Molecular function (GO): tRNA binding; protein binding
Source: RefSeq, a predicted model, not a curated record